This is a messenger RNA of Sphaerulina musiva SO2202, 4358 nucleotides long. RefSeq names its product MFS general substrate transporter. Gene Ontology annotation, molecular function: transmembrane transporter activity. The transcript has 5 exons. The record is from RefSeq and is a predicted model, not a curated record. Lineage: Eukaryota; Fungi; Ascomycota; Dothideomycetes; Mycosphaerellales; Mycosphaerellaceae. Gene Ontology annotation, biological process: transmembrane transport. The coding region runs from base 306 to 2033 and encodes 575 amino acids.
GCUCUGUGGCAGAUGCCUUGAUCCGCACCGCGCCGUACGGUAUUCUCAAUCUACAGUUCUCCGUAUACCGUGGGCCAAAUUGGCUUUUUUAGGACCUUGCAAAAGACCAAACGCUAUGCAGGGAUCUGCCAGUUAUAGCUGAUGUUGGCGAGUCGUGGAACAACAAGUGCAGCUGCCGACGACAGGCUUGCUGGAAGUGUAGCCCUACCUUCUCUGUAUCGCGCAAGCAGCGCAUGUCAUCUUUGUUGCGCAGAUAACCGUCGACCACGACGCCGACAACCACCACCACCACCACCACCACCAGGAUGGGUCUGGGAGUACUGGAAGAUCACAAGCUGGCCCACGUGCCUGGCACAGCGACGCUCGAAGACCUCGAUCCGGUAGCCUCUCUCGCGCGAGGAAACGAUACGUCGCGGUUAAAGAGGACUAAAAAGGGAGUGAUAUUGGUGCCACAGCCGAGCGACGACCCGAAGGACCCGCUGAAUUGGCCGCUAUGGAAGCGCGACGUGGUAUGCGGCGUCCUCUGCAUGAUGUCGGUCAUGGCUUCGACUCUGUCACCACUUCUCGCUGCGAAUACCCUCACCUUGACGCUCCACUUCGGAGAGAGCUUCACGAAGAUUGCCCUGUUGACCGGCUGGCAUUUGCUUGGUGUAGGUUUGGCAGGCUUCUUCUUCGUCGCCAGUGCUCGAGUUUGGGGCAAGCGCCAUCUCUACCUGCUGGGAACCGUCAUUAUUAUCCUCUCCUCUAUAUGGGGAGGAGCAAGUGGCAAGAGCUAUAAUUCUCUCGUAGCAGCACGAUUCUUCCAAGGAGUCGGUCUGGCGCCUUUCGAAGCCCUAGUCAACGUCAGUGUCGGAGAGCUCUACUUUGUCCACGAACGUGGCCUGCGCAUGGCAUUCAGCAAUCUCUGUCUGUUCGGAGGAGCGUUCUUCACGCCUGUCAUUGUCGGAAUCAUGACCCACAAGCUCGGCUGGGAGUGGACCUUCUACUUCAUCGCCAUUUUCACCACUGGCCUCCUUCCUUUUGUGGUCCUCUACUGUCCCGAGACCGCUUACGUCCGAGAUGAAAGCUUCAACGUUGACUCCCAUCUCCAACGCGGAGGAAAACAAGAUUUUGACAAUGAAUAUCGCUCCGAUUCCAGCCACGAACUCCGCAACAACAGCAAUACCAACGACACCGAAACCUUCACCCCCGAAAAAGCCGACAACACCGCAACAUCAGUCCAGGAUCGAGAUCACAGCAUCCAAAACAUCCAUCAAUACGCCCCUUUCACCUUCAUCACCCGCGAAAACAUCGCUCUCUUCUCCGGCCGCAAAACUUCGGAAAACUUCUUCCACGUCCUCCUUCGCCCCUUCCCUCUCUUCCUCCACCCUUCCUUCCUCUGGGCCUGUCUCACCCAAGGCAUGCUCAUCGGCUGGACCGUGCUCAUCGGCAUCGUCCUCGCAGCAAUCAUGCUCGGCGCCCCGCUCUGGUUCAACGAAGUCGAAACCGGCUACAUGUACACGGGCGCCUUUGUGGGAGCCCUCAUCGGUUUCGCCAUCUCAGGCCUCAUGGGCGACGCCUUUAUGAUCCGACUCACCAAACUGAACAAUGGCAUCUACGAACCCGAAUUCCGCAUGCUACUCGUCAUCCCCAUGAUGAUCAUCGGGUGCGCCGGCAUCUUCGGCUUCGGCAUCACGGGAAACAAUACCUGGAAAUACGGCUGGUUCUGGCCCGAUUUCUUCUUUGGAGCCGAAGUCGCCGGCAUGGUCUUGGGUGCCGUGUCGAGUGCCCUCUACAUUGUCGAUGCCCAUCGCGAAUUGGCCAUUGAGGGUUUCACCUGUCUGUUGGUGUUUAAGAAUAUUUUCAGUUUUGGUCUGACGUUUUCGGGAUAUGACUGGUUGCGGGAUGCAGGAAUCAGUCCUGUGUUUCGGGAUGUGGGAAUUGUGCAGGUGGUGAUUUGUUUAUUGACUGUGCCCAUGUACGUUUUUGGAAAACGUUGGAGAAGUUAUGCUGCGAGAAAGGAUUUUCUCGGAAAAUUGAAAGUGAAGCAGUGAAAGUCAGUACCUACCUGAAGUAAGUACAUGUAUUCAGGUGAAAAGCCUACUUAUAGGGUGGAAGACAAAGCGAAAGCACACCCGACCGACUCAUAUAGAGAAUGGGGCUGGCCAAUUAGAAUUUAGAAUUUCGCCCUGAUUUAUUUUUAUUGUUAAUAUGUCUUAUCUGCCAGUCAAAUGGAUGCUAGAAGAAGAGAAAAUAGAUUUGUCGCCUGCAAGUGGAUCAUCAAUUUGUAGGUAUGUACCGAAGGCAAUACAUAUAGGUACGGGGGAAGGACCGCUUGCUUGCUUCUUCUUACCAUAUCAUGCCUCUUCUAGGGGUUGAGUCUACCUAGGUGUAUUAGAACUAGGCCCUACCAUACAUCCAUCAUAGGUCUGGAAAAGCCAAUCAUUCACUCCUUUGACACAUCGCAUCCUGCCCUGCCUCGUACAUGCUCUCCUUUCAAUCGCUGCACACACACUCACAUACUUCGAAUACCGACCUCGAUCCUCAUGAUUUCUUCGACUCUGUUUCGCGCCAGCUAAUGAUGCCAUCGACAAUGAUGCCCUCCCACGUCGUGUCUCCCAAUACCAGCUGUGCCCGGAACUCCUUCUGAACCGUCGUAGGCGGCCGACUCGAUCCAUGGGCAUCAUGAUGUUCAAAGCCUGCUCGCUCGAACAUUUCCCGCUCGCUCACUUCGCUGGCCUCCACCACUGUCGAUUCGUCAGUGAGGGUGUCGUGGCGUGCAGGCGCUUUCACUCUGGUGGUCGAGUUCAAGUUGGUUGUGGUGUGGUCCUACGCAUCACUGAUCUUGUCCUCGAUCAAAUCGGGUAUGUCUUCGGGUUUCUUGUUGCCGGCCAGAACGUUGUAUACUGCAGUGAACAAGGGGAACUCUUGCUCUUGACCCUCCUUCUUCAAGAAAGCAUUCACUUCAUACGCUGUACUCGUGCCUUGUAGUUUCUGUCCGUUCAAUUCUCUCUCCUCAAUCUCGCCGAUGGAUUUACCUUCUUUCACGGACAUCUUUGCACAGCGGAAGUUUCUGCCGCCUGAGCAGGAAGUGAUCAAAUCUGCAACUCCGCAGGAUUCUUCGGUAAAAGUCUCGGUUCGUACGCUGUUGCUGAAGAAGGUUCUGCCGAAUUUGACUUCUUCCAUGAUUCCCACUCGCAUGACGGCGGCUUUGGCGUUGUCACCCCAGCCGAGCCCAUCGACCCAACCUGCUGCGAGAGCGACGAUGUUCUUAAGAGCUCCGCCGAGGGAGACACCUGCGACAUCAUGGACCAUGCGGACGUGAAAGUAGGGGCGAUGGAAGAGCUUCUUCAUGUUCGCGUGAUUGAGAGGAGGGUACUCCGCCGGCAGGGCCUGCAGCUUUGUGUCCUUGCUCAGCCCACUGACAUCUGCUUCCGAGCCUCGUCGCGAUCCUACUGGCGUGGGAUGUUUGCUGUCCAUGUCCGGCGGGUCGUAAGCUACAGUGGUCUCGGACCACUUCUCCUGCGCAACCUCUGUCGCAAUAUUUGCUCCACUCAGCGCGCCACAGUAGAUGCCUAGCUUCUGUCCAAUACUCUCGCUGAACAAAUGACACUGGUUCUCAGUCACCUCGACGCCUUUGAUACAGCUGAUUCCUCUUGCAAACGGGACAAUAUGUCCUUCGAGAGUCGCACACGUUCGGGCAAUGAACUGGUGAGGAAGGUUGAAUAUGAGAAUGGUCGCAUCUUUGGCAGCGGCUACAAGAUCUGGAUUGGCGACGAUGUUGGAGGGUAUGGGAAUAUUGGGCAGGUAUUUGACGUUUUCGUGCUUGGAGUUGAUGACUUCGGUGAGCUUUUGCUGCUUGUCGUCGACUGUGACUUGCUCUUCAAACACCCACAUCUGGACUUCCUGUUCGAAUAGAUCGGGGUUCGCGUUGGUGUUUUCUGCCACGACUUUGGCGAUUGUUGUCCCCCAAUUGCCUGAGCCGAUAAUGGCGACUUUGUGUUUCUUCGAGGCGCUGCCGAGGGUCGCCAUGUCGGAAGUGUACGAGAGCGGAGAAGAGGAGAGUUGGCGAUGUCGAGGGAGGGUAAGGAGUGGUAGUGGUAGGAGUCGUCGAGAGGUGCAGGUGGUUGUCUGGAAGUGCGGAUAGCGAGAGUGUGAGGGUGGAACGAAGGAGCAGGUGCUAGAACUAGAACGAGAAGUACUUGUACGGCCGAAGAAGUGCCUGGUGAAGAUGGUAGUCGAAGUGGAAGAGAAAGGACGAAGGGACAUUCCAGCUCGUCUACUACUAUUCACUUACAAUCCUCCUCGUCCUCCUCUAGCCAGCCUCUGGAGGUAGUUGGGACAAGGAGUGAUAUGGUAAUAUAGUAAGCAGGUACUAG